CCCAGCUAAGGGAGGGGUUCAGCAGCUGAAACUGCGCAUGCUCCGUGCGAGCCCCGGUGAGGGACGGAGAAUAAAUCUGGUAUUGCCGCCUCGGUGUGAGCCAGGCUGCAGAAUGACGUCCAUGUUUUUAUCCAGCUCAUCCCAUCCUCCCAUGACACAGGGAAGAGAAAUGGCUGCAGUGGAGCCAGCUCAGGGUUUCCAGUUUCCAAACCUCUCAUAAUCUCCCAGCUCAAACAAGGGAAAGAGCCGUGGGUUCCAGACCUCCAGGGUUCAGAGGAAAGGGAAAUCCUGAGAGCUCCCUACACAGCAGGUGAUGCAAUGCUAUGUGAGAAAGAGGAGCAGAAUUCUCACCAGGAAAAUGUUGAGCAAGUGGCUAAACACAGAGAAUUAUUGCAAAGAUCGAAAAGGCAUGUGUCCAGGAGUCAUGAGCAGAGAAAAUUCCGUGAGAUUCAGCACAGACCAGAAAGAGAGCAAGGAAACCAUCCAGGGGAGAAAAUGGGUACAUUUAUUUCCUGUCGGGGAACUCAGAAGCAUGUCAAGGAAACCACAACACAGCAGGAAAUCCUCAUGGGCAAGAGGAAAAAUACAUGCACUGAGUGUGGAAAAACCUUCACUUGCAGCUCAUCCCUUUCUGUUCAUCAGAGAAUCCACACAGGGGAGAGGCCUUAUGGAUGCUGUGAGUGUGGGAAAACAUUCACUUUCAGAUCAAGUCUUGUUCAUCAUAUGAGAAUCCAUACAGGGAAGAGGCCCUAUAAGUGCAGUGAGUGUGGGAAAAGCUUCACUCGGAGCUCUCAACUUACUGAGCAUCAGAGAAUACACACAGGGGAGAGGCCCUAUGUAUGCAUGGAGUGUGGGAAAAGCUUCUCUAGCACCUCAGCCCUUUCUUACCAUCAGAGAAUCCACACAGGGGAGAGGCCCUUUGAAUGCAGUGAGUGUGGGAAAAGCUUCAUUCGGAGCUCUCAACUUACUGGGCAUCAGAGAAUACACACAGGGGAGAGGCCUUAUGUAUGCACUGAGUGUUGGAAAAGCUUCUCUAGCAGCUCAGCACUUUCUUACCAUCAGAGAAUCCACACAGGGGAGAGGCCCUUUGAAUGUAGUGAGUGUGGAAAAAGCUUCUCUAGCAGCUCAGCCCUUUCUUACCAUCAGAGAAUCCACACAGGGGAGAGGCCCUUUGAAUGUAGUGAGUGUGGAAAAAGCUUCUCUAGCAGCUCAGUCCUUUUUCACCAUCAGAGAAUCCACACAGGAGAGAGGCCCUUUGAAUGUAGUGAGUGUGGAAAAAGCUUCUCUAGUAGCUCAGCCCUUUCUUACCAUCAGAGAAUCCACACAGGGGAGAGGCCUUAUAAUUGCAGUGAAUGUGGGAAAAGAUUCACUCAGAGCUCUCACCUUAUUAGUCAUCAGAGAACCCACACAGGGGAGAGGCCCUAUAAAUGCCGUGAGUGUGGGAAAAGCUUCAUGCGCAGCGCUCUCCUUACUGAGCAUCAGAGAAUCCACACAGGGGAGAGGCCCUAUGUAUGCACUGAGUGUGGAAAAAGCUUCUCUAGCAGCUCAGUCCUUUCUCACCAUCAGAGAAUUCACACAGGGGAGAGGCCCUAUAAAUGCUGUGAAUGUGGGAAAAGCUUUAUUACCAGCUCAGACCUUUCUAAACAUCAGAGAAUCCACACAGGGGAGAGGCCCUAUGAAUGCAGUGAGUGUGCGAAAAGCUUCUCUAGCAGCUCAGCCCUUGCUUACCAUCAGAGAAUCCACACAGGGGAGAGGCCCUAUAAAUGCCGUGAGUGCGGGAAAAGCUUCACGCGCAGCUCUCACCUUACUGGGCAUCAGAGAAUCCACACAGGAGAGAGGCCCUAUGAAUACCGUGAGUGUGGGAAAACCUUAUCUUGCCACUGAGCCCAUGUGAGCCAUCAGAGAAUCUGCAAGAAGGAUCAACACCAUAAAACCCUCUAGGGUUAUCGAUAGUUUAAUAGUUUCCUGAUUGCCACAUAGUAACUUUUAAAAUCUGUUUGAAGCACCAAUAACUCUCAGCUUGUCCAGAUGAGUGGGUGGCCCAUUUUUGCAUUUUGCAGUUUGCCCUCUUUGAGGUGGACUCAUUUUCCUUUCUAUCAACUCCAUUCUCCUGGGAGUAAUUCUAGUAUGCCUUUCCUAUCAGGAACCGGGGAGCAUCACAUUUAUACCAUUCCUCCUAUUGCAAAGUUAUUGUUAGAGUCACCAGUGAUACAGAUUGUAUCAUGGCCAAUUGUUCUCAUGUUGUGCCGAAGAGCAGUUAUAAUGGGAACUUUUCAUAUUGCAUUUAAAUGAAGAGGAGCAUUAGCAGGAAUAAAAUGUCAUUUCAGCCUCUGUGAUACUGGAAGGAGAUGGAAAAAUUGACAAAGAGUCCUGUGGCACCUUAUAGACUAAAAUAUGUAUUGGAGCAUAAGCA
Messenger RNA from Gopherus evgoodei (Goodes thornscrub tortoise), 2413 nucleotides. Its product is annotated as zinc finger protein 501-like. The record is from RefSeq and is a predicted model, not a curated record. Gene Ontology annotation, molecular function: DNA-binding transcription repressor activity, RNA polymerase II-specific; RNA polymerase II cis-regulatory region sequence-specific DNA binding. The coding region runs from base 319 to 1884 and encodes 521 amino acids. Lineage: Eukaryota; Metazoa; Chordata; Testudines; Testudinidae. The transcript is spliced from 6 exons. Gene Ontology annotation, biological process: negative regulation of transcription by RNA polymerase II. Gene Ontology annotation, cellular component: transcription regulator complex; PcG protein complex.